This is a messenger RNA of Bombus huntii, 4659 nucleotides long. Its product is annotated as tubulin beta chain-like. The transcript has 3 exons. The record is from RefSeq and is a predicted model, not a curated record. Gene Ontology annotation, biological process: mitotic cell cycle; microtubule cytoskeleton organization. Gene Ontology annotation, cellular component: cytoplasm; microtubule. Gene Ontology annotation, molecular function: structural constituent of cytoskeleton; GTPase activity; GTP binding. NCBI's taxonomy places the organism in Eukaryota, Metazoa, Arthropoda, Insecta, Hymenoptera, Apidae. Bases 2701 to 4068 code for a protein of 455 amino acids.
CUAUGACAAAGAUCUGAAUAAAGUAGAUCAUUAAUUAAAGAAGUACUAAGAGAGGUAUCGUAAUUAAUAUCCAGUUAACUCGACGAAGUGCUUAAGUUAACUUCGAAAUCAGUUGGUUUCGCCUAAAAGAAGGGAGAAAGCUACACAAUUUUAUGCGUACCGUGUUGAAAUUGAAAUCGGAACAAGGUAGAAAUUUGCUUCGAUAUACAUUAUUUUCAGAUCAUUGGAGAAAUGAUCUUUAGAUAUUCUAUGCAACAUCUACAAGUACGUACGUACUUAAGUACUUGCGGUAUAACGUAGAAAUCGUAGGACGUCAUUAACAGUAUUAGUGAAAAUAUCAGAUGGUGUCGCCAUCUGUUGAAACGAAACGAUUGUCAUAAUCGUCAAACGAUUGGAACGACCUCUAUCCCGAUAUUUUUAUUUACGGAUGCGGUACCUAUUAACCACAAAAAGGAAAUCGACGUCAACCACAAAGGAAAUGUUCGUAUAUAUUUACUCAAACAGUAUAUCCUAAUUAGCAAUUUGUCGCGUAUAAAUUUUAGAGGAGUUAUAUCGUAGACUACAAGUAAUUGAUUAUAGGAAACUCGAUAGAAAGACGUAUAGGUACGUGUACAUACGGCGACUUGCGAGCACUUUGAUGUCUUCGCGAUAUUAAAUACUUCCGAAUCGUUACAAAUGAUCAUGUUUCUCUGUACAAUUUUCUAGCUUUUUUAAACAGGAAAUAAUUAAUCGCGAACAGGAGAUAGAAAAAUUGGAAGAUUCGAAAUUUUCCGGAAUCAUACUUCGAAUGUAAAGUUUCUAAUUUACACGUAGGGGAUAGGAUAAAUUUAACGUGCAUUUAAGAGUCUCGCUAGCCGACUAACGGAUUAACACAGUUAAGUAAAUGGAAUCGGAACACCGUAUCUCUCGGCGGUCCACCACCUCCGUACUGCUCAUCGACAUAAACAUCGUGGCGAAAUUUUACUCACGAUCUCAAGAUCGUGAGAUCUCCAAAUCUUUCUGUUUCAUGAUUUUUUAAAACAUAACUGAUCGAUACGACGCGAGGGUUCAGGAAUCGAUCGUCGCGUUAUAAUUUUUGAUAAAGACGUUGACAGCGACGCUGAAAUCGCUGGAAAAGCGACGGAAGAACGCGUAUCGUCCGUAUGUAGAGGUAAAUUUUCUUGGACUAAUUGUAAGGCGGCAGACAACGACCUCACGGAAUAGAAGGUAUGACUCAUCGUCCGGCUAUACGAAGCGGCGUAGCGCGAUGUCUCGCUUCGUGAAUUCGACCAAACUCGAGACGGUGGUUACCAAUUACCGCAACUCGUGUUCCAUUCUAUCCUCGAUUUCAGCGACGUACCCUGCUCUGAUUUAUCGUAUCUAGAUAUUAUUCGAUCGAAGAUACAGUUGGUCGUCGUUAUGAAACGUCCGUUACGCGUGCGUAGGACAGGGACAGGAUGGCGGAACAGAAGAAGAUAACCUUUACUGCCUCUCGAAUCGAUACAUAUCGAUUUGUGCUAUUAAAAAUCGGCACGCUUCAAACGAUACUGGAAAAUAACUAAAAUUGGCGAGGAACGAACGUACAGUGGAACAUAAAGAGGAACAAGGUCGAUGGCACGAGUCGGGGGUGAAGAACACAGGGAGCGAGUUACAAUAAUAGAAAAAGGGAUUUUACAGCGGCAGGGGAUCGUGCAACGAUAGUAAGCGCAGCUGGAGACGAAGCAACGCGACUAUCGUGUCCCUUUCAACGGGAAUAACAACGAAGAAUGACGAGUGGCGCACCACGUUUUAAGAGUGACUCACGAGACGAAUGCACUCCCAGUCUCAUUUAGCUCUUGCCGGUUGCUUUCCUUCUUUUUCUCGUUUUUUUUUUUUUUCACUUCCUCUUUUUGUUUAAACGAUAUCGAAAGAACGCAUGAAAUUCGGGCGAUGAGCCCACGUAAAUUCGAACGAAGGUUAUCGAACAAUUUCCGCAAAAUAUAGCGCACAGUGGCGAAAGACAUUCUCGCGAUCGAGUUACAUUUCCGCUGGAUGCGCUUUGAGUCCAUCGAACCGGAUAUCCUGCUGUUCUCGGCUCCCCAGUGGACGGUACUUUUUUUCGAGCGUGCAAACGAACCAUCGUUGCACGAAGCCCCGUCUAGGCUCGCGAAAGCAUCGAUCGGAGGUCGAUCGGAUCGCGUGGCUCGAAAACGUGGAAAGACGAACGAAACGUUAGAAGAGAAAGAGAAGAGAAAAUGUUUGGGGGACCGGAGGGUUAGUAGCCGGGAGUCGAACGCGAUCGAGCCGACGAGUUAUCGUCCUGUGGAGGCUGUCGGUCGGCACGUCGCGUCGGCUGGUCGACUCAUGCGACGUACCACGCCGGUUGGAGAAUCUUCUCCCCCUCCGUGUGGUCCGUGCUGCCAGGCUAGAGGCGCAUCGCGUAACCGAGUGGAGAGUCGACCUCAGGACACCGACACGAGCACGUUUCCUCGUCAGUUUCGUUCCGCAGGCUCCACUCCACUGGUGCACUCCUGCGCGACACUCGUCCGUACUCGGUUCGCUGCACACGUUCUCUUGCAACGCACGCCACAUACCGACGACGUUUCUUCGCUGUGAGUCUAUUCUCUCUCGCUUCGACCCUUCUCGAUAUUCCAAGGAUAUCAAUCAGCGGAGCCGUACGCUUAGCCGGCGCACCUAUCUUCUCGGUUCGCAAAGGGAACGCGGAGAAAGGCCAGUUUCGAAAUGAGGGAAAUCGUGCAUCUGCAGGCUGGACAAUGCGGAAACCAGAUCGGUGCAAAGUUCUGGGAAGUAAUCUCCGAGGAACAUGGCAUCGACCAAUCGGGCAUCUAUCACGGAGACAGCGAUUUGCAAUUGGAGCGAAUUUCCGUCUACUAUAACGAAGCUUCUGUGGCGACCUCGACAAACGGAGGAAAGUACGUGCCGAGGGCCAUUCUCCUGGACCUGGAGCCAGGAACAAUGGACGCCGUUCGAUCAGGAGCGUACGGGAAGCUGUUCCGGCCGGACAAUUUCGUGUUCGGUCAGUCCGGAGCGGGCAACAACUGGGCAAAGGGACACUACACCGAGGGUGCUGAAUUGGUCGACUCGGUGUUGGACGUGGUCAGGAAAGAGUGCGAGAAUUGCGACUGCCUGCAGGGCUUUCAGCUGACUCACUCUCUCGGUGGCGGCACCGGAUCCGGUAUGGGGACGCUGCUCAUCUCCAAGAUUCGCGAGGAAUACCCGGAUCGAAUCAUGAACACGUACUCGGUGAUGCCGUCGCCGAAAGUGUCGGACACGGUGGUGGAGCCGUACAACGCUACCCUGUCGGUUCAUCAACUGGUCGAGAAUACCGACGAGACCUACUGUAUCGAUAACGAGGCGCUCUACGACAUCUGCUUCCGCACCUUGAAGGUCUCGAAUCCUAGCUACGGCGAUUUGAAUCAUCUGGUCUCGUUGACCAUGUCGGGCGUGACAACUUGCCUCAGGUUUCCCGGACAGCUGAACGCCGAUUUGCGAAAGCUCGCGGUCAACAUGGUUCCGUUUCCACGUCUGCACUUUUUCAUGCCUGGCUUUGCUCCGUUAACCUCUAGAUCCAUGCAACAGUAUUCCGCCCUGUCGGUGCCGGAGCUCACGCAGCAGAUGUUCGACGCGAAGAACAUGAUGGCCGCCUGCGAUCCCAGACACGGCCGAUACUUGACGGUGGCCGCCGUGUUUCGCGGCAGAAUGUCGAUGAAGGAGGUGGACGAGCAAAUGCUCAGCGUGCAGAACAAAAAUAGCUCUUACUUCGUCGAAUGGAUCCCGAACAACGUGAAGACCGCCGUUUGCGACAUUCCGCCCAAGGGUCUGAAAAUGUCCUCGACCUUCAUCGGGAACACCACCGCCAUUCAGGAGCUGUUCAAGCGAAUCUCCGAGCAAUUCACAGCGAUGUUCCGUAGAAAAGCCUUCCUGCACUGGUACACCGGCGAAGGCAUGGACGAGAUGGAGUUCACCGAGGCUGAGUCGAACAUGAACGAUUUGGUCUCGGAGUAUCAACAGUACCAAGAAGCCACUGCCGAGGAAGAUUUCGAAGCCGAGGAGUGCGCCGACGACUUUGAGACUUGCGAUCAAGAGUAAAUCGACCGCCGAUCGUUUCCUCCGAAGGAACUACUUUUCCACCGAACGAGACGUUUCUCUCUUUAUCCUCGUCCUUGUCCUUAUCGUUGUCCUUCUCUUCUUUUCGCUUCUCUCCUCUCCCUCUCCCGUCUCCUCGUCGUCCGCUCUGUUCCAUUCUCUCCCUCUGUCGCGACUUUUGUCUCGAUUCGGUGGUAGCUCUCUGCGAUAUCUCUGUCUUUUUAUACUUUUGUACGUAAAAAAUACAUUUUAUGAUCGCGGUAAGCGUUCGCCGCGGCGACCGGCGAAUCGAGUGGCUCGGCAGAGCUUCACACCGGUUGCCGUAUCUCGCAUCGCGACUACCGAAAAGUGAAAAAAUAGCGGAAAAUUUGCACGGAGAAAUCAUGGGGCAUCUCUGGCACGCGAACCUGGAGGAUCCAUCGUUCUCGAAGGAUAGCGACUUUACCAAACACCAAAGUACCCGAACCAAAAAUCUACUCUGUUCCGUUGCAUCCACGGCAACGAUAUCUCGUAUGCGUAUUAAUAGUGGCACGCGUUUUGCAAUGUGUAGCGCAAGUUUGUUCCUUGCAAAAAUAUACGUUUUUUUCAAUUAUU